CGCAGGUACCCAUACCAACCACAUUCAGAAAACAUCUUUUAGCCUGAAGGCUACAAGGAAAGUGUGCUAGCUUUUUUUCUUCUAAAUUUUAAAGGAACGGUAGGUGAUCUUCCCGAAACUCUAAUAUUAGAGAGCUAGAAGGAGACGUACGUCACCCGUGAAUGGCAUCGUCUAACAGUGGUAUACAGAAUCAAAGCAUGUUUAAUAAAGACAUUUACCAAACAGGGAAUGGUGCUUAACCUUGAAACCGGCGAGCUUCCAAGUGUAUCUGACCAGUCACAGACGCGGUCAGGUAUAACAGAACAUGCAAGACAUCGGCAACAAGUCAUAUCACAGCCAGUAUCUACGUCUUUCUCAAGUUGUCCUUCAGUUUAUUUUAAUACUUUUCUGUCUAAGCAUUCCGAUCUGACUGCAAAACAAAACACGUCGGAAAAACUAUUUUCCGAAGAACUAAGGUCACACGUGCUAACCCCGAACACUAACCUGAUAAGUAGGGUUAGCUCUUCGAGCCUUACUAUGGGUAUUUCUGAGAAAUCGGAAAGCCGUUGUAUCAGCGAAGGUGCCGGUACCGUGGAAGGCUCACCGAGUGAGUCCGCACUGUCAGUGACGAGACUGGUGGGAGAAUCGUCGUCACCUUUGCCGGCUGUAAAGAGGAGCCCUUCCUUGACGGACGAACCCAACACUACAGCAGUAGAGCUGGCACCUUCAGCUGGCCAUCUGGAUACUUCCUCUUAUCAAGAUUCAGAUGAACAAGAAGAUAAAGAUGAGCGAACUGAAAACGACGUGGAUACCAACCGCUGCCUGGAAUCAGUUGAACGUGACGAAUUUCCCAAACGUAAACAACGGCGGUACCGUACAACUUUCACUAGUUUCCAACUAGAAGAGCUGGAAAAAGCUUUCUCACGAACACAUUACCCUGAUGUCUUUACAAGGGAAGAGCUCGCCAUGAGAGUAGACUUGACGGAAGCCCGCGUGCAGGUGUGGUUCCAAAACCGCAGAGCCAAAUGGAGAAAACAGGAAAAAGCAGUUGGGAACAUUACCCAGACUCCAGGUUACAAUCCAUACUCUAUUACGCCUCCAAAUUCUACUUCUACAAACACGCUUGGACCACCAAAUUCAUUUUCUUCGCUUAACUUUGCUAGAAAGCCAUAUGAUGCUGCGCUUUUCAGCGCCACUUCGCGACUACCUUCUGCAUAUUUAUCGCCUGCAGCCACAGGCUUGUUGCCACUGGCUGGAGCCUAUCUGGGACCAUCAGCAUACGCAUUGCGUGAUCUAGCAUCGUACCCAAGUUCUCUCGUACCUCCAACAAUAGCAGCUCCUUUUUCAACUCCCUAUCCAGCUACUUCUUUCCAAACGUUGCUGGCUAACUUAUCGGCUCAAAGCAGACCAAAGUUGCCAGGCGAAGGGACCAAUGAACAUUACACAGAAAUUCUCAGCCAUUUGCCUUCAGUCUCAUCAGCUACAGGAAUUUUACCGGGGACUCUAAACUUUGACCGCCGGAGCUCCAGUAUAGCCGCCCUUCGUCAGAAAGCAAGAGAGCAUGAGAUUCGAAUGGAAAUUAUUCGAAAAGUAAAUGGUGAAUAUAUCAGUUGAAUGAAUCGACAAAUCAGCCGUUUCCAUAUGAAAAACUUUCCAUUUUGGAAGUGUCCAUUAACUUUGAGGUGUUGCUCUAAACCAAAGAUACUUCAACAAUUAGUCCGUUGUAAAUGUUCCCAAUAUCUGCAUUUCUCUAAUAUAGACUGUGAUUUCCAAAGCCUUUAGAGCUUUCUGUAUUCGUCCAACGUGGCAAAGAAAAUAUGGUCACCUCUGGCCUUGACAUUUUAAGCCCCAUCUAUUAAGAAAUGUUUCUGUUUUUAAUUCGUUUUGCGUCUUGUAAUGGUGCAUAUCGGCUUCGAGCACGGUAGUAGUAAUUUUAGUCACUUGAGAAAUACAAUAACUGAAAAGCUCUUGCAGUUUCAUAAAGAAACUUUGCCCUUAUUCACAAAACUAAAGUUUCUUAACUCUGAAAUGAAGUUAAAACGAAAAGAAGCGAUCUUAAUUCCACGAAAUACCAAACACACUGCUUUGAAAGUAGUAUAGUUCUGUUCAAUUCUCUCGAAAAAAUGUACGGGAAAACUGUCCACUGCUCAAACUGAAUGUUCGUUUCAAGUUACGAUUUUGUGAGUAUUUAUUGCAGCCGUACAAACUGAAUCCAUCAAAGUCCAAGGUUUCUCGAUUUAUAACACUUUUAAAAAAUAAGGAAGAAAUGACUGAUUGUUGGUGCAUUAAUUUUAAGAUACUGACAUAGCAAAAUUAGAUGAAUGUUUUGGCUUUCUAAGGUUACAGUCAUGUGACUGUAUAGAAUCCAGAACUCGUACUUAAAUACAAUAUGACCUUUAAAUAGUAAGCUCUUCGUCAUGUAUUACUAAAGUUUUUUCGUGUAUAUGGUCAGAAAUUCGUAAGUUAUAUUUUACAAAAGAAUGCUAGAUCUGGGCAAAUACUAUAUUAUAAUAAACUUCAUUUACAUCCUUAAAAUUAAGUAUGUAUUUUAUCUAAUUACUCUGUAUUCUAACUGUAUUUAUGAAAUACUUAUCGUGAUUGUGUAAUGAGCAUUAAGAGUCCGUCCAUUGGUUCAAAGAAUGAUUGUGUUUGUUAAUCAGUGUUCGGGAUUUUGCAUUAGCAGCUUUUCGUCCGCUACUAUAUAUAUUAUGAUACGAAAGUUUUACAGUAUAUAAAGCGAUGCUUUAGCCAUUUUAGAUGUUCCUGUUUUGAAGAUUGGCAUUUGUAACAAAACAGUUCUUUAGUUCCUUUAUGUUUGU
Messenger RNA from Limulus polyphemus (Atlantic horseshoe crab), 2798 nucleotides. Its product is annotated as homeobox protein ARX-like. The record is from RefSeq and is a predicted model, not a curated record. NCBI's taxonomy places the organism in Eukaryota, Metazoa, Arthropoda, Merostomata, Xiphosura, Limulidae. Gene Ontology annotation, molecular function: DNA-binding transcription factor activity, RNA polymerase II-specific; RNA polymerase II transcription regulatory region sequence-specific DNA binding. The coding region runs from base 229 to 1593 and encodes 454 amino acids. The transcript has 4 exons. Gene Ontology annotation, biological process: regulation of transcription by RNA polymerase II.